This is a messenger RNA of Talaromyces rugulosus, 726 nucleotides long. RefSeq lists its product as uncharacterized. Gene Ontology annotation, cellular component: clathrin coat of coated pit; plasma membrane; clathrin coat of trans-Golgi network vesicle. The record is from RefSeq and is a predicted model, not a curated record. The coding region runs from base 1 to 726 and encodes 241 amino acids. The transcript has 4 exons. Lineage: Eukaryota; Fungi; Ascomycota; Eurotiomycetes; Eurotiales; Trichocomaceae. Gene Ontology annotation, biological process: intracellular protein transport; clathrin coat assembly; clathrin-dependent endocytosis. Gene Ontology annotation, molecular function: structural molecule activity; clathrin heavy chain binding.
AUGGCCGACCGGUUCCCUUCCUUAGACGACUUCGACGAAGGCAAGACUGAGGUCGUCGAAGCCAACGGCACUGCCGACAACGAUGACUUUUUAGCCCGUGAGCGCGCCGCUCUCGGUGAAGACGCCGACCAAUUCGCUACACCAAACGACCUCACUGCGACCGCAGAGGACGAAGAUGACCUGAUCGGAGGCAACGAUGCCGCUCCACAAGUUGGCUCUCAAGAACUCUCGGGCUUCGAGUCGUCAUUUCCUGCUCUCGAGACCGGAAACGAGGCUGUUGCGCCUGGCGGAACCAUCACCGGCACUGGAUCCCCUUUUCCUGCCACCGGCUACUCGAGCUACGCGCCACCCGAGGAAGAGCCUGAAGUUGUGAAAGAAUGGCGAGCCCGCAGAGACGCCGACCUGUCUCGCCGCGCCGAAGAAGCCGCAGAAAAGAAAGCUGCCACGAUAAAGAAAGCCCAAGAAGACAUUGACGACUUUUACGAGUCGUACGGAAACCGCGCCGACAAGGCUCGCACCCAAACCCGCACCGAGGCAGAACAAUUCCUUGCCAACCGAGAGGACACCUCUGCCGGCGGCACGAGCUGGGAACGCAUUGCAAAGUUGGUUGAUAUCUCUGGCAAGGGUGUCAAGGGUGGCGCCAGUGGCUCUGGCAAGGAACGCUUCCGGGAGAUACUUCUCGACCUACGAAAGGAUACAAAUGCUCCAGGUUCCUCUGGAAUCUAA